AUGUCGCUGUCAAAUAUGCUGCGUGCGUCGCGGCUUGCCCAGGUCUAUAAGUCUUCCAAGCCGUUAAGUACAGGAUUGAAAAUAGCUCCUACCCACCAGGUUAUAGAGACUAAACCUGCACUAUUGAAGUUCCAUGAAUGGGGGUUGAAGUCCGCGAUUCCAUCUAAGGUCAAGACACAGUAUUUGAUGUAUAAGGAGCUCGAUACUUUGGAACGUCUCACCGAUUUUGAGCCUAGAGGAGGUGCUAAUUGGAAUAGAAUACGUGUCCAGGAGUUUGGAUUAAGUCCCCGCUACAAUGCAAACACCAAAAAUCCGCUAUUUAAUAAGGAGCAUUACGAUUUCUCAUCCUUAAAUGAAGUUUUCACUAAAUUCUUCUUCGAGAAACAACAACAUGGGUCUAUGAAGUAUGGCUCUUUGAGCGAAUCCAGAAAGUUGUUCAUUAAAAAUGUCCGCCAAGAAUUCAAGGAAUGGCUAGUUGCAAAGUACCCAGAAGCUAUUUUGAAUCAAAGCUUUACGAAACCUGACAACAUGCUAACUUAUGGUAAGGAAUUUUUGCAAUCCUACAACAAUAGAUCGAGUUCAAAACUAAAUUCUCCAGAUACAAUGAUUGGUACCGGUGGGCUAACAUAUGCAUUGAAAGGUAGAUUAAGGAAUUCACCUAAUGGUGUCAUUCAGAAGCACAUUGUACCAGGUAGAUUUGUUGCUCCCACCAAUGAUAACAAGAUCGCAGCUAUUGGAGGAUUUGUCGCAAAUGCAGCUUCUUCUGUGAUAUCUGCUCAACCUCAAAAGUGGGUCUCCAAUAGAGACAAGAUAUAUCCAUUUGAAGUAUCGAACUUGUCCGUUAACAAUGGCCAGAUUACUUUAGAUGCUAAGGGUACGAUGCUAAAUAAGCCCGAACAGAAACGACUACGCCGCAAUCAUUACCCAAAACCUCUUUAUGGUAACAGGUAUUCAACGGGGGAAAGAAAGAGUGAUGUGGCUGAAUCACUGAAAGCAAUUCUCGAGUUCAAUAAAUCCUAA
Messenger RNA from Nakaseomyces glabratus, 1020 nucleotides. RefSeq names its product mitochondrial 37S ribosomal protein bS1m (gene MRP51). The record is from RefSeq and is a predicted model, not a curated record. NCBI's taxonomy places the organism in Eukaryota, Fungi, Ascomycota, Saccharomycetes, Saccharomycetales, Saccharomycetaceae. Gene Ontology annotation, molecular function: structural constituent of ribosome. Gene Ontology annotation, cellular component: mitochondrial small ribosomal subunit. Gene Ontology annotation, biological process: mitochondrial translational initiation.